GGCAUUUAGAUUUUUGGGACUUCCGGUCUGAUUCGUUCUUUCGAUUUACAAACGCGUUUUGAAAAUACAAAAACACAAGAUGCUUCCUUUAUCAUUGUUGAGGACAGCAGUUAACCAUCCAAUGCUUGUUGAAUUGAAAAAUGGUGAAACCUACAAUGGUCAUCUUGUCAACUGUGACAACUGGAUGAAUAUCAACUUGAGAGAAGUCAUCUGUACCUCGAGGGAUGGUGAUCGGUUUUGGAGGAUGCCAGAGUGUUAUAUUCGCGGCAGCACCAUUAAAUAUUUACGAAUUCCUGAUGAGGUGAUCGACAUGGUUAAAGAAGAGGCUAUUCAGAAGAACAAGGGUCGAGGCGACACACGUGGGCGUGGUGGGGGAGGACAGAGAGGCAGGGGAAGAGGAGCGUUUCAAGGUGGAGGUCGCGGAGGUCGUGGCGGACCUGGUGGUGGUAGGGGAGGACAGAAGCCAGGAAAAGGACGGGGCAACUAAGUCAACACAACGCUGUUUGAAAACACAGAUUAAAGCCACCAUGUGCCAUUGGAAACUGUGGUCAGGGAAAUAUGCUGAACAUGAAAGUCGGUGCACAACUACAUAUGAAAGACGGACCGAUUGCAUACUGAUUGACUUCAAAAGCAAAAUGACUGGAGUCCUUGUUUUCUGCUUAUAAAAUUUUAAAGUGC
Molecule: messenger RNA, 678 nt
Organism: Gigantopelta aegis
Lineage: Eukaryota; Metazoa; Mollusca; Gastropoda; Neomphalida; Peltospiridae
Product: U6 snRNA-associated Sm-like protein LSm4
Exons: 5
Coding region: 80-487 (135 amino acids)
Biological process (GO): nuclear-transcribed mRNA catabolic process; mRNA splicing, via spliceosome; P-body assembly
Cellular component (GO): U6 snRNP; spliceosomal tri-snRNP complex; P-body
Molecular function (GO): U6 snRNA binding
Source: RefSeq, a predicted model, not a curated record